CCUGCUUUGCGUGGCAGUUGAAGAUCUUUAAUGUGUCACUGCAGAGGUGACGUGAAGGUUUUGUUAUUGUCUGGUGUGGAGGCUUAUAACUCUACUCUAAACAGAGGAUGUUCUACCUCUUCAUCUUUGUCUGAAAGUGUGUGAUAAGCUCAUCUGCUACUGAGAAAGUGAAGAACCUGACAGGCACUGAGGGAGGAUCCAUCACUCUACCUGACCCUGUGGUGAAGCAGGGAUUUCUCCUCUUUGGAGGAAAGAAUGUUGCUAUGGUGAUUAACGGGAAUUCCAUGAUAUAUGAGGGAACUUUGAAGGACAAAGUUCUGUGGGACAAAAGCACUGGACUGUUUACAAUCACAGGACUGCAGAGGAACGACUCAGGGAUUUAUGUUAUUGACUCUAAAACAGGAAGAGUGUUCACUACAACCUAUCAACUCACAGUGUAUGAACCCGUCCCUCCUCCUGCAGUGAAGUCAGUGAGUGUGAGCACUGAGAGCUGCAUCCUGCUGUGUUGGGUGGAGAAAGCUGAAGGGACGACACUGCUGUGGUACAAAGACGAGGAAAUAGUGAACCAGAGCAGCUCCGCUCUCUCUCUGCCUCUCACUGUACUCAAGCAGGAUUUCAACUCCUCUUACAGAUGUGUGUCUGCCAACCCUGCUGAAAAUAAGACUGCUCCAGUCAAUGUUAGCACAACCUGCAGUGGACAGAUCAGCACAAGUAGCAGCAACAGACAGUGCUGGUGGUGGGUCCGGAUUCUUGUGGUUGUGUUUGUGGGUCCUGUUGUUGUUUACAUCAUUUUUACAAACGUGAAGAAAGAAAGAGAGACAAAGAGAGAGAGAGACAGACAGAGAGAGAGACGGCUGCUCCAUCCACUCUACACUGAGGUCCCAGUGAAACCACUGUAUGCCACCUGCCCUGCACCAAACCAAUAAAUGAUAAAGUUAGCAAAUAGCUGGUUAAGACCAGCUAAAGCAACUGAUCAGAAACAGAGCAGGAAAUGAAUGCAGAUGUUGCUUUGUGUGUACUCAAUGUGUAAAUUCACAAUGUAAGCUUUUCAAACAUCUACAGUGUAACUUAUAAUGCUGUUGGCCUGCUGGGACAAGGCAAAGGGAGUUCAAUUAAACAAUAAACAAUGGUAAAAUAAAAACUACAAAAAUGUCAAAGAAGUAAUUUAACUACCUGAAUCUCUGUAUGAAUAUGAAUGUAGUUGAACUACCAGCAAGCUACUGCAAUAUGGAGUUAAACUACUUGUUUAUUUACAUGUAGUUCACUCCUCCCCAACACUGCUCAUGUAGGCUACUGUAGUUUCAAUAUUUGAGGUACUUUACUUACAUACAAAAAGAUUAAGACAGCAACUAUUUCCUUUCAUUUGGUCCAUGAAAUGUCAGAAAAAAGUAAAAAAAAAAAAGAUUUCCAAAAGUCGCCAUAUUCAUAUUGUUUUAUAUACUUACCCUACUAUUUCAUGACAAAAUGGCUGCUGUGAAAAACUUCUAUUGUCUGACAAAAAGUCCAAACAAAUAUAUAGCUCAUCACAGACCAAGAAAACCUCACAGUAAAUCCUCACAUUGGAGAAACUAGAACUUAAAUGAUGAAUUGAAUAUCAGUUGACAGUUGUCAUUUAAUUUUUUUGUCGAUGAACUAAUCAAUCAAUCAGUCGGUUAAUAGUUGCAGCUUUUACAUAUAAGUUUUUAAGAUACAAAGUUGUUAGUAGUUCCACAGUAGGCCUAUAUCUCAGCAUCUGGUUCACUUCUGUACCCACUUUCUGUACAGUUUUCUUAUCUUUAUUUAUUUAUAUUUUAAAAGUACUUUAUUCUUGUGGGAUUUUUGAGUGAUUUGUAUAUUUUAUGCACCAAUGCACCAAGACAAAUUAAAUUAAAAACCUACCUGGCAAUAAACCUAAUUCUGAUUCUGAAGAAAAGUAAAUGCUGAUAGAACAAUGGCCAAACAUCAGGGACAAGGAAACACAGUGUGUCAAAACAUAAUAUAGAGUAUAUAGUAUAAAAAGUCAGAAUCACUAAUUUUACACAAACUAGCUGUUACUGAGCUCACUGUUUGGGUUCAUUGUACAGUUUUGAAUAGAACAUGAAAUAUCCAUAAAAUAUGUCACUGAGUAAAUUUACUAAAGAAUAUAAAAGGGCUCCUUUAAGGAAAGGUUGGGAACCACGGUUUUAUGUCACAGGGAUGUUCAGUUACACCGACUAUGGCUCCUGCUCUCCUUAAGUUGACUAAACUGUCCAUCUUACAAUAAAACACACACGAGAGACGACAGGUUCAGCAAUUUCAUUUCUCUCUUCUCUUGAGCAGAGCACUGUUAGGCCCGGAGGUUCAAUUCAUGCUGUUUAAUGACAAAAUUACAAUGUAACAGAAAUACUGACCAUAUCAGAUUUUUCAAUCAUUUAUUCAUUUAUCCCCAAAAAGUGUACUGAAUAUAUCAGCUUACACAACACCAAGGGUCAGGUGAAACAUCUUCUUCUAAAAGGAGUUCACUGCUUUUCAAGCUAGACUCUCACAACUCAAGAAAAUAACAAAAAGCUUCUAGAAAAUUGCAUAGAGAGAUAAAGUGUGCAGAAAAUAUAUUUUAACAGUCCAAAUAAUAUUGACAAAG
Messenger RNA from Dicentrarchus labrax (European seabass), 2599 nucleotides. RefSeq lists its product as uncharacterized. The transcript is spliced from 5 exons. Lineage: Eukaryota; Metazoa; Chordata; Actinopteri; Moronidae. The coding region runs from base 264 to 926 and encodes 220 amino acids. The record is from RefSeq and is a predicted model, not a curated record.